Messenger RNA from Branchiostoma floridae (Florida lancelet), 1457 nucleotides. RefSeq lists its product as uncharacterized. NCBI's taxonomy places the organism in Eukaryota, Metazoa, Chordata, Leptocardii, Amphioxiformes, Branchiostomatidae. The coding region runs from base 348 to 1235 and encodes 295 amino acids. The record is from RefSeq and is a predicted model, not a curated record. The transcript is spliced from 3 exons.
AGUUUUUUCCAUGUAGAGCUGUUACUACUUUAAAACUGCUAGCGCGUAGAACCACUGAUUUAAAAAAACAAUUCUGAUGAAAAGACAACAGGCGAAAUAUGAUUUGUUAUCUACGCGUCGUCAAAUCAACCUGCGUUCCAAUACUCGUUCCAACAACUUCACGAAGCAACGUUGUUUUUUAAUUGUUCUGGAACAGCAUUCACGAAGUUCGUCAAUGAUGUUCCAGAACAAGUCUUCGAUUUGCUCUCGUAGCAACGCGGCACAAACAAAUCACCUACGAACAGGAUUGCAUCGUUCGUGUGCUUAUCCUAUACUUCUGGCUGACUUGUUGGUGAAUUUCUUUGUUUAUGUCAGUGAAAAUGGCACAGUCUUCUUGUCCAUCAGACAAAACACAUUCGAGAAGGGAGCGCUUGGCAAGGUCCACUUACGUGAGUCAACUCGUGAGUAGUUUCGAGGCUCUGACCGGCCAGCCUUGCAUAACUCCCGUCCAGACACUGGCUGAUGCCGACCAAGUCCUCAUCAGCCGUUCAGUUCAAGAGCGCAAGGACGAGCUGCUGGGAAAGACUAGCUCCACUCCUUCAGAGGCUACUGUGGUUUCAGUCCGACCACAGAAGCCGCCAAGUACCAAGAGCCUGAAUGUCGCAGAUACGAAGUCGGCGAGUUCAACGGAGCCACAGAAACCGCCCCGCACCAAUUGGAACUCUCUGGCUGAUAAAAGAGAUGCCCAGCCCGCUGUUGAGGUGAGGCAGGAGGAGUUGCUCCGCACCCUUGUUCUGGGUGACACAACUGCGCACGCGACGGUUACCGUGAAGCCAGCUAGCCGUAUCCCUGCUCUACCUGUCACAACUGCGCACGCCACGGUUACCGUGAAGGCAGGCCGUACCCCUACUCUAUCUGACACAGGCCGUAGCUCUACUUUACCUGUCACAGCCGCCUUGAAAACGGAGGUUCCCGUUACGCUAGUGGAAUCAGCCCAGACCCAGCUCCUGGCUGACGCAGCCCAGACGAGGCCCACGGAAAGCACUCCCGUCCUCCAGCCACCACCUAAGCCCGCCAGGUGCAAGGACUUCGUGCUCUCUAGGAACAACGUUGGUCAUUUCGGCUUCGCCCUCCUCACAACGUUGGCUCCCGACUUGGAACCAGUCCACGUGAUUUUUCAAGCUGCCGACAGCAUCGCAACCCUGCCAGUUGGCAGGAAUCUCUCUCUCUUUACAAUGAUUGAGAAAAAGUCUUAAAAAUCCCUCAUUCACAUACCACUUAUAAUGUUUCUGUAUAGAACAGCACCGUUAAUCUUGAGUGUAAAAUCUGACGCCACCAAACGUACUCAUUCUGUAGAACGUCGUGACUUGUCUUACCCUUUAUUGAGAAUACGACGAUGCAUAGAGAUGCUUGUGACAUGUUUGACUGUGAUCUCUGACUCACACUGUCCGGACUUGAUUUUACAAUGCAGCCGAAAU